GUGGGUGGUACGUAAGGCCGCUCUGGGCCCCGGGACUCUUGUCUCGCUUGCCUCUUCGGUUCUAGGAACAGAUCCUGGGCAGAGGGAGGAGAGCUUUGGGUCAAGGGUUGCUGCUGUGGCCGCUACCACCACGACCACCGCCGCCCAGGAGGCGACCCGUCACUCCACUAGCCUGUGUUUGGCGGACCCUGGCAGUCAGGAUCAGAUCAGACAUUGUGUGGCUUACUCUCUCACAUAGUUAGCUACAGUGACUUCUCAGAUUUCUUCAGGAUGCCUGCAGCACUUGUGGAAAAUAGCCAGGUUAUCUGUGAAGUCUGGGCCAGCAAUCUAGAGGAAGAGAUGAGGAAGAUCAGAGAAAUCGUGCUCAGUUACAGUUACAUUGCCAUGGACACAGAGUUUCCGGGUGUUGUAGUGCGACCAAUUGGUGAAUUUCGUAGUUCCAUAGAUUACCAGUAUCAGCUUCUGAGGUGCAAUGUUGACCUUUUAAAAAUUAUCCAGCUGGGCCUAACAUUCACAAAUGAGAAGGGAGAAUAUCCUUCUGGAAUCAACACUUGGCAGUUCAACUUCAAAUUUAACCUUACAGAGGACAUGUACUCCCAGGAUUCUAUAGACCUCCUUGCUAACUCUGGACUGCAGUUUCAGAAGCAUGAAGAGGAAGGGAUUGACACAUUGCAUUUUGCAGAACUGCUUAUGACAUCAGGAGUGGUUCUCUGUGACAAUGUCAAAUGGCUUUCAUUUCACAGUGGCUAUGAUUUUGGCUACAUGGUAAAGUUGCUUACAGAUUCUCGUUUGCCAGAAGAAGAACAUGAAUUUUUUCAUAUUCUGAAUCUUUUCUUUCCGUCCAUUUAUGAUGUGAAAUACUUAAUGAAGAGUUGCAAAAAUCUUAAGGGAGGUCUUCAGGAAGUUGCUGAUCAGUUGGAUUUGCAGAGAAUUGGAAGGCAGCACCAGGCAGGCUCCGACUCACUGCUGACAGGCAUGGCAUUCUUCAGGAUGAAAGAGCUGUUUUUUGAGGACAGUAUAGAUGAUGCCAAGUACUGUGGGCGGCUCUAUGGCCUAGGCACAGGAGUUGCCCAGAAGCAGAAUGAGGAUGUGGACUCUGCCCAGGAGAAGAUGAGUAUCCUGGCGAUUAUCAACAACAUGCAGCAGUGAUGGCGGCAGGCUCUGCGAGGUGGUCCUAGUCCCAAAAUGGUGCUUCCUGUGCUGACUGCAUACUUAUCUUACCCAAGAGAAAUACUUCUUUUGAGCAAACUGUACCUAUCAUCUGCAUUGAGGAGAAAGACUUUUGUUUUAUUGGAGACAAAAGACGUCUUUAUUUUAGAUCCAGAAGGGAAUUUGCUCUGAAUUUGUAAAUAGAUCUUUAUUCCUCAUCCCUAUGUCUCUCCACUCCAGUUGCCUACUGCCACCAGCAUCCAUGGCUUAUUUGACACCUUUUUAUACACCCAGGACAAGUCUGAAACUAGUAAAAAUUAUAUAACUCUUAACUUGUUGUCAUUCUUUUUCUUUUAAAUUUGUUGCUAAUCUUUGAUGAAGAUUCUUACUAAUUCUCAGCUGAGCUGAGGACUUCAAGGGAAAAUGGUAUUCAAAGUUGUGCCUGGGAAGUGGGUUGUAGAAUUUGAGUCUUGGCCUUUCCUUUUUUGAUGCUUCUCAAGGACACUGGCUUUCCUCACUUUGGAUUUGGAACUAUUAUAUGGAAAUGAAUUGCCUCUGCACUGAAAUCUGAACAUACUUUGGCUGAAUCUGUCCUUCAUUUGUGACAAACUCCAGAAUGGGCAUUAACCUGACCACUGAAGUGUCUUACGUGCUUCAUCAUGCUACUGGGAUUUGCUGUCAUUUAUGUAUCAUCUGAAGUCAUUAAAAUUUUGAGAUAAUGAAAUAUUCUGGAUUUGAUCCUGAAGGAAAUGGUUAAGAUUAGAUUUUUUGGGUCUUAAGUCUGUUCUAUUUUCAGUAAUAUGAUUCCAGAUGGCCUGUGUUCUCUCACCUCCUCUUGUUUCCCUGCUUUACCUUUCAGCAAACUGAGAAGUUAGGGAGAUGGAUUAAUAUAAGUACUAGGAAUGUUGAAUCUUUAGAAAAGUUAUAGUAGUUAUUUGUGAACAGGGCAGUAAAGGAAUUUGGUUUAGAAAGAUUUCUUGGAGUAAUUCCACAACUGGGUAAAAAGCUCAGGACUUUGUUUUUAAAACCAUUCAUUUAAAAAGCAGACUUUCUUUUUUUUUUAAUAACUAUAGAAUGGACAAUUUUGCAAAAACAAAAACCCUUUUGGAAUGGUGGAAAUAAAAACUGGUAGAAAACUCACUGAAGUGGAUGAAGUCUUACAUUUUAAAAGCUCAUGGAAAACUAAAUUUGAAAUGAUUAAAAAAUGUUAAGUAUUAUAAGUUGGUAUUUAAGAUGCUUGUAAUGAUAUUUAUGUUUUUAAUUUUGUAAAAUAAAGAUUUCUUUUUAACCACUGGCAAGAAGGCUUGGUUGUUCAUAGCUAUGAAUUGCUGGCUGUGGAAGAUGGAGGAGCGUCCUGCCUCCAUUAUCAAAUUGACGCUUCACUUCAGACCUCCUCCUGGGCCUUUCUAGGGAAGCAGUUUUAAUUUUAUUCCCUGGGGCCACUCAUAUAUCACAGAUCAGCUUAAUUAGUGGAAUUCUUUUUUUUGCAGUACUGGGGUUUGAACUCAGGGUCUACACCUUGAGCUACUCCACCAGCCCUUUUUUGUGAAGGGUUUUUCAAGAUAGGCUCUCAUGGACUAUUUGCCUAGGCUGGGUUUGAACCUUGAUCCUCCUGCUCUCUGCCUCUUGAGUAGUUAGGAUUACAGGUUUGAGCCAUGGAUGCAUGGCUAAUUAGUGGAGUUCUUUAGGAAGAAUUGAGCUUCAGAUUUCCAGCCCCAGCCCCUUUUUUUAGUGGGAUUCAGGCUUGAACACAGGACUUCAUGGCUUGUAAAGCAGGUUCUCUACCACUUGAGCCACAAUUCUAGUCCAUUUUGCUCUAGUUAUUUUGGCUAUGGGGGUCUUGCAAACUAUUUGCCCUGGCUGACCCCAAACCUAAUCUCAUCCUUUCAGGUAACUAGGAUUAUAGGCAUGAGCCACAGGUCCCACCUUUCAGCACAAAAAUGUGGGGUUGUAUUGUGAGACAGUUUUGCUAUGUUACCCAGGCUGUCCUUGAACUUGUAGGUUCAAGCCAUCCUCCUGCUUUAGCCUCCUGGGUAGCUAGGACUACUGGCACACACAACUGCAUCCAAAAGAUCUAGAAUUUUGACUGGGAAGUUCACGUAUAAGAAGAGGUAUUUGCCAGGCACAGUGGCGUGGCUCACGUCUGUACCGCUAGCUACUCAGGAGGCAGAGAUAGGGAGGAACAUGGUUUGAGGCCAGUAUGGGCAAAAAGUUCAUGAAUGACCAUUCAAUAAAAGCUGGGCAUGUUGGUGUGCACCUGUCAUCCAGCUAGGCAGGGAACAUAAACAGGAGGAGCAGGGUCCAGGCUGGCCUGGGCAUAAAUGCAAGACCCCUAUUUGAAAAAUACCUAAAGCAAAAAGACUGCAAGUAUGGCUUACGUGGAAUGCCCCUGAGUUCAAACUCCAGUACACCUAAAAAAAAAAAAAAAAAGAAAGAAAAAUUAUCACUUUAAG
Castor canadensis (American beaver) is the source of this 3602-nucleotide messenger RNA. RefSeq names its product CCR4-NOT transcription complex subunit 8 (gene Cnot8). Gene Ontology annotation, cellular component: CCR4-NOT complex. Lineage: Eukaryota; Metazoa; Chordata; Mammalia; Rodentia; Castoridae. The record is from RefSeq and is a predicted model, not a curated record. Gene Ontology annotation, molecular function: nucleic acid binding; poly(A)-specific ribonuclease activity.